Messenger RNA from Ramularia collo-cygni, 1143 nucleotides. RefSeq names its product probable protein /AGR_L_3363. The transcript has 4 exons. NCBI's taxonomy places the organism in Eukaryota, Fungi, Ascomycota, Dothideomycetes, Mycosphaerellales, Mycosphaerellaceae. Gene Ontology annotation, biological process: carbohydrate metabolic process. The record is from RefSeq and is a predicted model, not a curated record. Bases 1 to 1143 code for a protein of 380 amino acids.
AUGCCGCAGCAGUCGAUUUCAGUCCAGGGGCUGUACGCCGUUGAUAUCAAAGCCAAAAUUGAGCUUCUCAUCGAUAAUCUGGUCAACAUUGAGGAUCAAUCUGGAAAGUUCUUGCUUCGCCUUGCGGAUGGAAGAGUGAUUGAUACGAAGGGAUGGAAUGAUUGGGAAUGGACACAUGGCAUUGGUCUUUAUGGUCUUUGGCAAUAUCACACCUUGGAUGGAUCCCCUCGAACUCUUGAAGUGAUACAAACWUGGUUCAAAAAUCAGCUUUCGACUGGUACGACGAAGAACAUCAAUACCAUGGCUGUUUUUCUCACUCUAGCAAAUCUCUAUGAAAAGACGGGAGAACAGACAUACCUUCCUUGGCUGGAUUCCUGGGCCGAAUGGGCAAUGCACGAUCUCCCUCGAACAACCUAUGGCGGAAUGCAACACAUUACAUACUCAGAAAUCAAUCACAAUGAACUCUGGGACGAUACACUCAUGAUGACCGUCCUUCCCCUUGCCAAAAUUGGAAAGCUGCUCGGACGACCUCAUUACAUUGAAGAAGCGAAACGGCAAUUUCUGCUACAUAUCAAGUACUUGCAUGAUCCAACAACAGGACUAUGGUUCCACGGCUGGAAAUUCGAUACCUCUGCUCCGGGAGGUGUGGGACACAAUUUUGCUCGUGCACGUUGGGCAAGGGGCAAUGCUUGGAUUACUAUCGUCAUUCCGGAAUUCAUCGAGUUGUUGGAUUUACCACCUGGUGAUGCUCUACGGAGUCAUUUGAUCGAUACGCUGGAAGCUCAAUGUUCGGCUUUGAGGAGUCUGCAGGAUCCUGAUGAUGGGGCUUGGAGGACGCUGCUUGAUGUGCCUGCCAGCGAGGGUAGCUAUAUCGAGGCAUCGGCCACUGCGGGCUUUGCGUAUGGAAUUUUGAAGGCUGUGAGGAAGAGAUAUAUUAGUAGGGAGUAUGAGGCUGUGGCUUUGAAGGCUGUGGAUGCUGUGAUUGGGAGGAUUGGUUCGGAUGGUGAAUUGGCGGAUGUCAGUUUUGGUACGGGUAUGGGGUCUGACUUUCAGCAUUACAAGGACAUACCAUUGACUUCGAUGCCUUAUGGGCAGUCUAUGGCAAUGAUGAUGUUGGUAGAGUUCUCGAGGAAGUUCAUUUGA